Messenger RNA from Xenopus tropicalis (tropical clawed frog), 1193 nucleotides. RefSeq names its product proteinase 3 like gene 2 (gene prtn3l.2). Lineage: Eukaryota; Metazoa; Chordata; Amphibia; Anura; Pipidae. Bases 1 to 939 code for a protein of 312 amino acids. The transcript has 5 exons. The record is from RefSeq and is a predicted model, not a curated record.
AUGACUAGUAAAUCUUGCUCACAAGGCUGUAAGAUCCCACUUCCCUUCUUUUACCCUUCUGCAGAAAAACUGUUGUUUCAACACCAAACUCUGGUGAAAUUUUCCAACCGACAUUUCUUUCCAAACUAUGAAAGCUUAUUUUUUGCUUUGGCAACUCAGACAGAGGUGAAGCAUUUAGCCAUGCAACUUCUUGUGCUGCUCACUGUAGUCCUCUGCAGCUGUCCCUUCUCAGGGGCAUCUCGCAUUGUUGGUGGCCGUGAGGCAAGAGCCCACUCCAGACCCUACAUAGCUUCCCUGCAGAUAAGAGGGUUUCAUUUUUGUGGGGGUGCCCUCAUCAAUGAAAAAUGGGUCCUUACUGCAGCACAUUGCAUGGAAGACACGCCUGUUGACUCAGUGCGUGUCGUUCUUGGUGCUCACAAUCUGCAACGUCCAGAUAGUUUAGUCCAGGAGUUUCGUGUUCAAGAGUCUGUACAGAACCCUGAAUAUAACCCAACCACCUUUCAAAAUGACAUCCAUCUGCUGAAGCUGAAUGACUCUGCUGUUAUCACUUCCGGUGUGAGAACCAUUCGCCUUCCUGUGCCUAAUUCAGAUGUGGCACCCAGGUCAAACUGUUCAGUAGCUGGAUGGGGAGACAUCAAUGACUUUGGCACUUCUCCUAGAGCCCUUAUGCAGACAAAUGCAGAUAUCAUCAGUCGUCAGGCUUGCAAUAGGUCCUGGGGUGGAGCCAUCACCAAUACUAUGCUGUGCGCAGCUACCCCAGGAGUUCUGGCAAAAGGUUUCUGUUCGGGUGACUCUGGAGGACCCCUUGUGUGCAGAAACAGACUAGAAGGUGCUGUGUCUUUCUCAGGACGUUUCUGUGGGAAUGCUAUGUUUCCAGAUGUAUAUACUCGUGUCUCAUCCUACCUGCCUUGGAUCGAAACAGUGAUCAGACAAAACUGAUAGAGGCAACAGCACAUAUCCUGAUAUGGUUUUAGUCUCUUACUGUUAAUAUUGCUAUUGAAAUGGAUUAUGGACCUCAUUUACUAUUUACUACCCCUCUUUGUAAAUUAGGAUAUACUUUUUUCAGAAUAAAGAUGUACUUUGAUUCGUGAUGCCAAAAUAAUAGAACCUAUAAGCAGCAUUGCAUGUGUACUGCUUUUUAUUACAUACAAUUAUGAUUUGAUGAUUUAAUAAAUGCUCAUCCUCCUAACAAA